CGUGUGAGGCAGCCCCAACGGGGUCCUCCUGGGGCCUUCCUCCCUUUGAACUAGGGAGGCGGGCGGGCUCGCCGCAUUCUGCUCCCCUCAGAGCGGGGGCCACCAUGGCCACGGUUGCGAGUUGGCCCCGUGCCGGCGGGUCGCGGGACAUCUUGUGGCGCGUUUUGGGAUGGAGGAUAAUUACAAGUAUUGUGUGGUCAGUGCUGCUUCUACCCAUCUGUACCACAGUAUUUAUAAUCUUCAGCAGCAUUGACCUAUUGCAUCCUAUACAGUGGCUGUCUGAUUCUUUCAAUGAUCUAUAUAGUUCCUAUGUAAUCUUUUACUUCCUGCUGCUAUCGGUGGUAAUAAUAAUAAUAAGUAUUUUCAAUGUGGAGUUCUACUCAGUUGUGCCUUCCAUUCCCUGCUCCAGACUGGAACUGAUAGGGAAAAUCAUUCAUCCUCAGCAGCUCAUGCACUCAUGUAUUCAUGCUGCAAUGGGAAUGAUGGUGGCUUGGUGUGCUGCAGUGAUAACCAAGGGCCGAUACAGUUUUCUUGUGGUUCCCUGCACUGGUACUGAAAGCUUAGAUGGCCCUGCUGCACAAACCUGCUUAAAUGAAUACCACCUUUUUUUCCUACUGGCUGGAGCAUUUAUGGGCUAUUGCUAUAGCCUCUUGUAUUUUAUUAACAACAUGAACUAUCUUCCAUUUCCCAUCAUACAGCAAUACAAGUUCUUGCGCUUUAGGAGAUCUUUGCUCUUACUAGUUAAACACAGUUGUAUGGAAUCACUGUUCCUGAUUAGAAAUUUCUGCAUUGUGUAUUAUUUUCUUGGCCAUAUUCCCAAAGCUUGGAUUAGCACUGCUAUGAACCUUCAGAUAGAUGAGCAAUUUCAUAGACCUCUUGAUACUGUGAGUGGCCUCUUGAAUCUCUCAUUACUCUACCAUGUCUGGUUAUGUGGAGUCUUUCUUCUGAUGACUUGGUACAUCUCGUGGAUACUCUUCAAAAUCUAUGCCACAGAGGCUCAUCUGUUCCCUGUUCAACCACCAUUUGCAGAAGAGUCAGAUGAAUGCCUCCCAAAAGUCUUAAACAGUAAUCCGCCCCUCAUCAUAAAGUAUUUGGCCUUGCAGGACCUGAUGUUGCUUUCUCAAUAUUCUCCUUCACGAAGACAAGAAGUUUUUAGUCUUAGUCAACCAGGUGGACAUCCCCACAAUUGGACGGCCAUUUCAAGGGAGUGUUUGAAUCUUUUAAAUGAUAUGACUCAGAAACUGGUUCUCUACCAAGAAGCUGCUGCAACGAAUGGAAGAAUAAUGUCUUCUUCAUACACAGUGGAGCCUAAGAAAUUGAAUUUUCCAGAAGAAACUACUUUUCAGACCCCAAAAUCUAGUCAGAUGCCUCGGUCUUCAGUGCCACCGUCAGUUAAGACAUCACUGUUUUCCCCAAAAUUAUCUACACCUGAUAUUUCAAGUCCCCUUGGAUCCCCUUUUGGCUCUACUGUAAUAAAUCGGAUGGCUGGAAUUUUUGAUGCAACCACUGGCUAUGGGUCACCUGAAAGUUCUCAGCUAAUAAGAAGAGGGCCAAGAUUAUGGUCUUCUACCCCUGAUCAGCAAAUGAAUGGAUUUUCUAAUCUUCCAUCUACAGUUAGUGCUGAGGGUAAGACAAUGAGACAGCCCAGUGUGAUUUAUUCAUGGAUUCAGAAUAAACAUGAACAGAUUAAGAAUUUCAUGUCAAAACGUGUGCUGAUAAUGUAUUUUUUCAGUAAGCACCCAGAGGCCUCCAUUCAGGCUGUUUUUGCAGAUGCCCAAAUGCAUAUUUGGGCUUUGGAAGGUUUGUCACACUUAGUAGCAGCGUCAUUUACAGAAGAUAGAUUUGGAGUUGUCCAGACUACACUACCAGCAAUUCUUAAUACUUUGUUGACACUGCAAGAGGCAGUUGACAAGUACUUCAAGCUUCCUCAUGCUUCCAGUAAACCACCUCGGAUUUCAGGAACCCUUGUGGACACUUCCUAUAAAACAUUAAGAUUCGCAUUUAGAGCAUCACUAAAAACUGCCAUCUAUCGAAUAACUACUACAUUUGGUGACCAUCUGAAUGCUGUGCAAGCAUCUGCAGAACAUCAGAAAAGACUUCAACAGUUCUUGGAGUUCAAAGAAUAGUUAAGUAAUAUAAACUGUGUUCAUUACACUGCUGAUACAACUACAGAUGGGACAGUAAAUGUUCAGCAUUCUUGGAUCAGAAGAAAAUGGACUAAUUAGAUGCUUCCUUUGUCGUGGUGGUUGCUUUGAAAACUAUACUUUAAUGGGAGAAAUCAUGGAAAGAAAUUCUCAACAGAAUAACUGAAAACGGCCUUUUCUGUACCAGUUGCUUGUUGUGUGUGUGGUAUAAUAAAAUCUUUAUUCAAUUUCA
Messenger RNA from Eptesicus fuscus (big brown bat), 2376 nucleotides. RefSeq names its product NDC1 transmembrane nucleoporin (gene NDC1). The transcript has 18 exons. The record is from RefSeq and is a predicted model, not a curated record. Gene Ontology annotation, biological process: nuclear pore organization. The coding region runs from base 105 to 2126 and encodes 673 amino acids. Gene Ontology annotation, cellular component: nuclear pore transmembrane ring. Gene Ontology annotation, molecular function: protein-macromolecule adaptor activity. Lineage: Eukaryota; Metazoa; Chordata; Mammalia; Chiroptera; Vespertilionidae.